AUUUGUGGCGAAGAAUAUAAUCGCAAACCAAUUGUCAAUUUGUGUCACCGAAGAAGCAGUGGUCGCGAAGAAGCAAAUAGUCAUCAAUUGAUUUGCAUUUGUUUUGUUGUUUAAUUUGUUUAUUGUUUUUAUACAUUAAUUGUUGAUAUUUUAUAUAAAUAUAUUUACUAUUUAUUAUCCGUUGUAUUGAAUGAGUUGUCACUGAAGUCCCGAAAAUAACGCAACCUUUUGAUUGGCCGCCGAAACGAUGAUUGUGGAGAACACGGAAGCGUUUCGCCAUUGGCUCAAGAGCUGUCUGGAACCGCUCUGUGAUGCGGAUCCGGAAGCGUUGGCCAAAUACGUGAUGGCGUUAAUCAAAAAGGAUAAACCAGAGAAGGACUUGAAGAUUAUAUGUUUGGAUCAGUUGGAAGUGUUUCUCUCCUCUCAGACCAUUACAUUCGUUGAGACACUGUUUGAGGCGAUCGGUAAUAAAUCAUACCUAAACUCAGCGCCGACGGCACCGCCGGUCCCGACACCGACCCCAUCGAUAACCGUCGCCCCGAAGGCGACGAUACAAUUGUCGGCGCCGAGCGUCCAGUCAGAGGCCUCGUCGUCAUCGACGGUGAUGAAGAACCCGGAGAUAUCAUCCGUUAGUAACACUAAUAGUCGAUCGGAACAGCAGUCUAAUAGUCAGUCGACCACUAAAACCGAAUCGACUCACGAGUCCAACAAACCCAGAGAUAAGCGGAACCGAAGCCGAAGUAGGAGUCGGUCUCCUCUGCGGAAUACCCGCCGCAAUGAGUUCGACACCAGACGGUUGGGUCCGAUGCCUAACAAUCGCAACGGAAACACGUAUUUCAAUGACGACAGACGUAAUCGUCGCGGGAAUGGCAACAAUCGGAGGGCCGGCUCUCAACGCUUCGGAGGCAACAGUUAUCGCAACGAAAGGGAUUACAGACGCGGACCAAAGCGCGGCCGUUCGCCGAGUCCGCGAUCGUUCUCCAGCGGCUCCGCGUCGCCCAACAGAUCCAGGAGUCGGUCGUGGAGUGGAGAUCGCGACCGCCACUCGCCCUCUAAUAAGAGGAGUCGUCCCGCCUCUCGACCCGCGUCUCGAUCUCCCUCUCCAUCGAAGGCCAACACAAAAGACGCGGAAAAGUCGAAGAAAUGCAGAGAUUAUGAAGAGAAGGGGUUCUGUCUGAAAGGCCAUUUGUGUCCCUACGAUCACGGCAACGAUCCCGUCGUUCUCGACAGCAAUGUGUCCGCCGCUCUCGGCUUCACUAAUACCAACCCAACCGGCGCUCCAAUGCAUCCGAUGCCCGGACCGGGAAUCCCGCCGAACGCUCCCAAUUCCUAUUUGGCCGAACCAUACAAUCCGGAAGCGCCCGGAAUGGACCCAAACGUUCAACGACCACAUCCGCCGCCCCCCGGAGGACCACCACCUUUAGGACCAAGAAUGCCACCGCCGCCCCAUUAUUGGGGGCCAAUGCCGAUGAGGGGCCCAAUGCCUGGUGGGCCACCCCUACCGCCGCCACAGUUUAUGCCACCGCCCGGACGUCCGCGCGAAUUGAUCGGCGUUCCCACCAUUGAUAACAACGUCCGUCACAAUCAACCCCUUUCUAAUCGCACUGUAAUCGAGCCAAAUAUCCCGAUGGGAGGAAUGAGGGGUGGAAUGAGAGGCGGGUAUAAACAUAUGGGAAGAGGAGGCUAUAGGAAUGUGAGGAGAGUUACGAACGAUAACUCCGAUAAGACGUGUCUCGAAGUGCGAAAGAUUCCCCACAAUAUGAACUCCAUUUCACAUCUAAACCAACACUUCUCUAAGUUUGGGACAAUUGUUAAUUUGCAGGUAUGCCAUGAGGGCGAUCCCGAAGCGGCUUUAGUACAAUACGCGUCGCACAACGAGGCGCUGUCCGCCAUCCGGAGCACUGAAGCCGUGCUAAACAAUCGGUUCAUUAAAGUGUUUUGGCGGUCGAAAGACCAACAACAGACACACGAACAGACUUUCGGCCCUAAAACCGAGUCGACCGACGAGACAGUGAGUGCCAAGUCUAGCAUCAAAGACCGUUUGGGACCCAAAGUGUCCGAAACGGAGAGUGUGUUGACUGCUGUGAACUCGAGCGGAACCAUCUCUCGGACUGUCUUCGAUCCGUCGAAACUGAAGAAAAACAACACAAAUGUGAACAAAGACACCGCAAACGACAUCAACAGUAAGUCUGUAUUAAAGCCGACUUCAAUGGUCACCAAAAACGCAGCCAAUGAGAAGACGAAUAAAACCCAAAAACAGAUUUAUUCAAAACAAUAUAAUUUACUGAAAGAAUUGAUUACAAAUCAAAAACAAUUGAUGACUAAAUUGGAGAAAAGUACGAAUGAAAACGAGAAGACCUCGAUUAAAGAGACCAUCGAUGCCAUCAGCACUAAAAUACAAGUUCUUUACGAUUCCAUCAGUAAAGUGAUGUCCGACAAGAAGAUCGUGAAGAAGCCACAGACCAAAGAGGAGUUGAUGGAAGAGCUUCUGGACACUGAUUUAGAUAUGUUUAUUAAGAUGCAAAACAACGACAUGAGUUACGUCGAGUUGGCCAACAAAUUCGCUAAACUCAAGAAGAAGGAGAAGACGUUUUCGCACAGAGGAGGCGGCGGUCGCGGAGGCGUCCGGACGUAUGCCCAGCGCAGAGGUCGCGGUGCGUACCCCCGGAGGGGCGCUUUUUCACCGCGCGGUACGAAUCCACUGCUGAAAGUGGACCGAAGGACCAGAAAAUUGUUGAUUCCCGACAUCAAUGAGGACGACAUGACUGAUCUUCUCGAGCAUUUGGCCCAAUUCAGUGACGUCGAGGUAAUCGAGCCGUCGAGUAGCGGAGCGUUGGUUACGUUUAAGACGCGAGUGGACGCCGAGAGAGCGACACAAAACAUGUCUCAAAUCAAGUUUAAGGAGAACUUACAGCUCACGUACUCCUGGUUUGACGACAAGAUCUCCAAAUUGGAUAAAAAUACGUUAACUAAAAAUAUCAGUGAAUCCAAGUCGGAAAACGAUGGCAACGAUCGUGAGUUGGAAGGUUUGGGUGAAGAACUGCUGGACUUCGAAGAAGACGACACCGAAGACGAGAGCGAAGCCCGCAAUUGGAAGGCCUGACUCUCACUCUUGAGAUGAGACGUACAAAAAACUGAUUAAAUAUUUGUAAAUUAAACGACUUUAACAUUUGUGUCAAUAAUAAUAACAUAUAUUUUUAAAAUGUUUAGUUUAAAAACAGCACA
Messenger RNA from Medioppia subpectinata, 3225 nucleotides. Lineage: Eukaryota; Metazoa; Arthropoda; Arachnida; Sarcoptiformes; Oppiidae. The record is from the annotation of a GenBank genome assembly.